AGCAAAAUAACUGAGCCUCUUUCUUUUUGACUGUGAUACGCUGUUCCCCUGGUGACGUACGGUUGGCCGUUCACGUUGUGCUUUUUGUGCCUGUACUCAGUCAGAGUAUUUCUCCCACUGUGUGCGAGGAACCCACCGAUACACCACCUUGCUGUGCCGUUUGCCAGAAUGCAUGAUACUACGGAGGAGAUGAUAGAGCUCGGACUCAAGAAGCAGGAGGCCGUCAACCCUGCAUUUGGGGGCAAAGACAGUGAUGAACAGCCACAGCUGACACUUGAAAUAGCGGAGCCACACACAGAGGCUCUGGAGGAGACAGCUGACAAAGGUGCGGAUUUGGUUUACGCCCUCAAUGACAGGCCGCCCUGGUACCUCUGCAUUCUGCUCGGCUUUCAGCACUACAUCCUUGCAUUCGGCGGCAUCAUUGCAAUCCCGCUGAUCCUGGCUGAGCCCCUGUGCAUAAAGGACAACAACACUGCAAAAAGUCAGCUCAUCUCCACCAUAUUCUUUGUGUCAGGAAUAUGUACACUGCUGCAGGCGGUUGUUGGAAUCAGGUUACCAAUUCUCCAGGGUGGGACCUUCAGUUUCAUCACACCGACCCUGGCUAUUCUCGCUCUGCCCAAGUGGCAGUGUCCGGCCCCUAAUUCACCUGUGAUGCUCUCCAUGCAGCUGCAGAAUGGCACUAGCUCGCUGGGACAGGAAACGUCUGAUGAGAUCUGGAUGUCACGAAUGCGUGAGAUCCAGGGAGCCAUCCUGGUGUCAUCUCUGAUCCAACUCCUCUUGGGCUUUUCUGGGCUGGUGGGAUUUGUGCUCAAAUACAUCGGCCCCCUGGCUAUUGCUCCCACCAUCAACCUCAUUGGCCUGUCACUAUUCAUUGAAGCUGGAAAGAAGUCUGGAGGCCACUGGGGGAUAGCUGCCCUCACAGUGUGUCUGAUCCUCCUGUUCUCCCAAUAUCUCAGCAAAGUUGAUGUUCCAAUGAUUGCCUACAAGGACAAGAAGUGGAAGGUUUUCCAGUAUCCGCUCUUCAAGCUCUUCUCUGCCCUGUUUGGGAUGUGUGGUGGCUGGCUGGCCUGCUUCUUGCUGACCUUCUUCGAUGUCCUACCUUCAAAGUCUGAUGAGUAUGGCUUCUCAGCCAGGACUGACAUCAGCCUGGACGCUGUGACAAAUUCGCCGUGGUUCCAUGUGCCUUACCCAGGUCAAUGGGGUAUGCCCACAGUGAGUUUGUCUUCAGUGUUGGGGAUGAUUGCAGGUGUUUUGGCAUCCACCAUGGAGUCCAUCGGUGACUACUAUGCUUGUGCUCGUUUGUCGGGCGCCCCUCCACCACCCACUCACGCCAUCAACCGAGGUAUCGCCGUCGAGGGCAUUGGCUGCAUCCUGGCUGCCCUGUGGGGAACUGGAAACGGCACCACCUCCUACAGCCAAAACAUUGCCGCACUUGGCAUUACCAAGGUUGGCAGCAGAGUGGUCCUCCAGACAACCGGAAUUCUGAUGAUUGUCCUGGGGAUCUUUGGGAAGUUUGGAGCUGUUUUUAUCACCAUACCAGACCCGGUCAUUGGAGGCAUGUUCCUUGUUAUGUUUGGAAUGAUUGCAGCAGUGGGGAUAUCCAACCUCCAGUAUGUUGAUCUUAACUCUUCCCGUAACCUCCUGAUCCUCGGCUUCUCUACCUUCAGCGGCCUUGUCUUACCUACCUGGUUUCACUCCAAUCCUGGCAUCGUUGACACAGGAAUAAAAGAGCUGGACCAAGUGAUCAUAGUGCUCUUCACCACGCAUAUGUUCAUUGGCGGAUUUUUUGGAUUCAUUCUGGAUAACACCAUUCCAGGUACUGACAAAGAGAGGGGCCUCAAGAACUGGCAGAGCAUGGAGCAAAACAAAAGCAAAAGCGUGUGUGACCAGUCGUGCUACGACAUCCCCUUCUGCAGCAGUGUUCUGAAUCGGUUUAGAUGUUUCCAGUACAUGCCCUUCCUCCCUUCUUACAAGACCUUCCAGGAGCGGACCGCCAAAUAAUGAAGUGGUGAAAUACUGUGCAACAUUGGCACUGGUCUGUUAGUCCCAUAAAGCCACAAUUGUUGCCAAAAAAAAAAAAAAAGUCGAACGAGGAAAUCCCUCUUGUAACAAUAUUGGACAUGGUAUAAUGUUACAAAAACAUGAGUGGAUAUUGUUUCAGAUUAUUUGGUUGUUGUUGACAUGGCGUCUUUGUGCAGCCAAUGGGCGACUAAGUGUGUCCUUAAAGCAAUUCUCACCUCUUCAGCAUGUAGCACAGUUCUUUUUAACAUGAACAACUCCCUCCAAAGUCCCACCUGCUUCCCCCUGCCUGAACUUUGACGCUCGCCAUGGGAAAGUGAAGGAUUUUGUGCAAAACUGCUGCAAUGUAAUGUCUUAACUCACCAAAGUUAUCCCCGUAACAUUUUAAGUCAAUUAGGAGCAAUUGCAGCUCUUUUGUUUGUUCAGUACCUGUUUUGACAGCUAACGGUAGCUAACUAUAGCCCCCUUCCAGACGUCUAUCUUUCUUUUAAAUUGUCACAAAGUAAUAUGCUGAUGACAGCUGGUGACAGCCAGGAAGCUCUGCAAAUUAUUUUAUUCAGACUGAAUAAAAAAAAUAAUUGUUCAGAUUUUCAUCAGAAAUAUGAGAAUUGAAUAUCAAUGAGUUUCAAGACGUGGUGGAUUUCUUUUACAUUUUAGUGUGCUGUACUGGUUAUAUAUAUUGUGAGCAUUUUAAAAUUACAAAAGAAAAGUCUAAAAAUGUCUGAAUGGUAAGAAUUGCUUUCAACUUCCAGUAUGUGUCUGAAGACUGAAUAGCCACUGCAAACAUAAGGCUCUCUUUACUUUUACUAACAUGAAAAUUUGAGGGAAUAACCAUUAACAUUGAAUGAGAUUCUAGUAUAAAUACAAUAUUAUUACAAUACAAUAUUAUAGUAUAAAAGCUACAAAUUCUUUAGAGUCCUUAUAACAAUAAACUGACUCUACUUCACUUCCUUACUUUGCUUUACUAAAAUAUUUGCAGUGGUGGAACAAAGGGCAGCUUUAUGCAGAGUCAUCAGUCAUAUUUAAGAGCUCCAGAGCAAAGUUGUUGAUUUCUGAAGAGCUUUUUUUUUUUGACAUUCUAAGGUGACAUGUAUUUUUUAAUAUAUUUGUAUUACACAUCCCUCAAAACUUUUUUGACCCACUUUUUUAUUUCAGCUGCAGCAUAGUAAUACACCAAUACAUCUUCAAUGAUCUGUUGCACUUUUUCAAUCUGAAAGUCAGCAGUGACUAAAAAGCUGCAGUAAAAUGGAAAUGCCUUAAUCAGUAUUCAUGAACAUGCUGUGAUCGCAGAGUUCAGAUGUUUUGAAUGUGUUCUAACCAAUACUGUUUCAGUAGGAUCAUUGCUACCUCAUCAUAAAGCUGUAACCUUGAUAACGCAUAUAUGCCUUAUCAAGGUUACAGCUUUAUACAUGUAUUUAAUUCUUUCUUCUGUCACUGAAUAAAAGUACUUUUUUAUUUUAAAUAUACUAUUACAUUCAGGAAUACAUUUUAUUCAUUUUGUAUUAUGACACAGUUGUCACCUGUAACAUUUAAUGGUUGCUCUUAAUUAGAUUCUGAACUUGCAAAACACUAUCUUCCUAUUUCUUAUGUUUAUAUGAACUUGAGAUAUUAAAAUUAAG
Molecule: messenger RNA, 3638 nt
Organism: Mugil cephalus (flathead mullet)
Lineage: Eukaryota; Metazoa; Chordata; Actinopteri; Mugiliformes; Mugilidae
Product: solute carrier family 23 member 2
Biological process (GO): transmembrane transport
Cellular component (GO): membrane
Molecular function (GO): transmembrane transporter activity
Source: RefSeq, a predicted model, not a curated record